Messenger RNA from Maniola jurtina (meadow brown), 5345 nucleotides. It is a transcript of the gene kay, whose product is annotated as transcription factor kayak. Gene Ontology annotation, molecular function: RNA polymerase II cis-regulatory region sequence-specific DNA binding; DNA-binding transcription factor activity, RNA polymerase II-specific. Lineage: Eukaryota; Metazoa; Arthropoda; Insecta; Lepidoptera; Nymphalidae. Gene Ontology annotation, biological process: regulation of transcription by RNA polymerase II. The coding region runs from base 318 to 1547 and encodes 409 amino acids. The record is from RefSeq and is a predicted model, not a curated record. Gene Ontology annotation, cellular component: nucleus. The transcript has 6 exons.
AAAGGUAAAAGUAGGCGGUUAAGACAUUUCGUAAUAAAAAUCUAAGAAAUUCUCAGGAGAAGGGCAUCCCCAAAGAGACGACUGACGUCAUCGUGCAAACUGCAAUGAUGAGUCAUCAUUGUUGUGCUCUCAUUCAUGUUUAAUUUCUUUUCAAGCGCUUUAAUUUGUUAUUCCUGUCAUCAAUGAACUGUCAAAUAGAACGUAGUUUGAUUGCGAUAGACAUAAAGUUGUGAUUAGUUGUGAUAAUACUUUGCGCGUUCUUGGAACAAUUACGUAAACUUGUUUGUGUGUUGUUUUGGACUUUUUCAAGAGAGCUAAUGACGAUGAAGCUGGAAAUGAGUGAUAGUCAUUCCAACCACUCGGACUUCUCCUGCGACAGUAGCCAAUCUUCGCAAGGAUCCUCCACAAAUGAUUUCGUUUCUUCAGUUCCGACCACGAGAAGCCUACUCACAUUGGCAAACCUAGAGGGCCUCCAGUCGGGGGUCCCAACCCGCACCACGGCGACCAUAACGCCCACGCAGCUGCGCAGCUUCGAGCAGACGUACAUCGAGCUGAACAACUGCCACGCUGAGCGCUCCAGCCACGCGGGCUUUGUGCCGCCCUCCGUGGCGCAGGGCAACUCUUACGGCAUCCUGAAUCCAGUGGGUUACUGUGACUCAGGCCCGACGACGCUGCAUGUGUCGCCGGGCCCCCUCUCAGCCAGCGGCGACAGCAGCAGCAGUCCUGGCCUUCCCGCGCCCAAGCGACGGAACAUGGGUGGAAGACGACCGGCCAAGACUCCCCAAGAUAUCACUCCCGAAGAGGAAGAAAGAAGAAAGAUCCGCCGCGAACGAAACAAAAUGGCCGCAGCGCGCUGUCGCAAGCGAAGACUCGACCACACCAACGAAUUGCAAGAGGAAACUGACCAACUCGAAGAAAAGAAACAGAUGCUACAGGAUGAAAUACGCAAACUCAAUGCAGACAAGGACCAGUUACAAGCGAUACUGUCAAACCACAUGCCAGUGUGCCGGCUCAACAAGAGAUCGACCAGCCCGCCUGACGUCAAGCCCUUCCAAGAGCCCUACCCUUCUUACCCGGAGUUACCUGAAGAGGGCGUUAGAGUUAAAGUGGAGAUAAUAGACCCCGCCGUGGAUCCUGUCCUGGGGUUAGAUAACGAUAUCUUUACCUCGCCGACGCCGGACAAAAGAAUAAUGCUGUCGGCGGCCAACCCCGCGGUGGUGACAAGCGCGUCCUCUUUGGACACUCCGCCUGUUCGCCCCAACAGACCCAACUUCCUGCAGGUGCCCGUACCCCUAACUCCCGCACAGAUACACAACAACAAAGCCUUGGGCAACAGUAACAAAAUCCCCGGCAUUGAAAUCAGCACCCCCAGCAACGGCAUCCCCUUCAACUUCGACAGCAUAAUGGAGGGCGGCACGGGGCUCACCCCCGUGUAUCCGCACCCACACCCGCAUCCGCACCCGCACCCGCACCCGUGCGCUCAACAACAGCGCUCCGCACCCGACCUCUCAUCCCCCGACGCGCACAACAGCCUCGUGAGUCUCUGAGACCACCUCACCGCCGUCUGCCCUCUGUUCGAGCCCCUCGACCUCUUGGGUGACCUCGAGCAAACUCUGUAGCAGCGCGGCUUUGAAGUAUCGCGACGAGUCGGUCGCACUACAUCAUAAAGUCAACCUCCAAUAGACGCUUCUCGUUAAAGCAAGAGUAUGGCGAUAAACAGUCGCGCUACGUAAGUUAUAGCAAAAUUAUCGCGAUUAGUUCGUCGCAUAACUUUUCUAAGGCUGAAAGUAUCACGACCAGUCAGUCGCAGUAUAUCACAAUACAUUUUUUUUUAAUUAACACUUUAUUAACUAAAUAUUUAUUUUAGUUAAUGAAUUUACUUGUAAGGCGAAACAGUCGCGAUACGUUUGCUUGGCGCUACAAUAUUUGGAUUUUGGAAUUAGUGUUGCCGAAUCUAUAGACAGUAUUUGGUAGUUCAAACUAUGUAAAUUAUUAAAUUAUUUAAUCUGGCCACACUAUUUCCAUUUCUAGUCCCCCUGGCGUAGGGGGCCUCAGUCCCCUACUCGCGUGCCUUGGCCGUCGGGCCCCACGUCAGACGUGACCCGAACCUAGUUCGUAACGUGUAAAGACUACGCUAUUUAUUCUUUCUCAUUUUCUAUCGUGCUAUCUUUGUCUCCCGGGCCCCCGCCGGCUAUUUACCGGGGGCCCAACGUAACAUACUUGCUCAUAACGUGCUUUGUAUUUAUUUAUAUUAUUACUUGUCGACAUUUCAGCCAACGCUCUAAAGUUUUGCGUUCAAUUGGUAUUUUGACCGUCGCGGUCUGUUUUUAUGUAUGUAAAAGAUCUAAGCUCAAGUAAUUGUAUAGACUAUCAGAAUUUUUAGAGUGUUGGCUGUUCGAUGGAAGCUCUGUAAAACUCGGUAGUCUUUAAUCAUAGCGUAACGUUCUACAAAAGUCAAUUGAUAUCUAAGCUGUUCUAGUAUUCUAACGGAGAAUAUAUUUUAUAUAAAUAGUUUGUAUUUCACAGUAAAUAAAAGAAUUGUGAUGUUUAAAAAAAACGUGAAAAUAAAACAGAGUUUUAUUUGAAGCAUUUCAGGGAUUAUUGUUUCGAGUUGUGCUUAAAUAAUCUAGCGAGGCUAGACUAGUUGUAUUUUAUAUUAAAAUGUAUGUAAAAGAUCUCUUUUACGCAUAUUAAUGCAGUUGGCGUCACCUAAGUUGUAGACUUGAAUGUCGAGUGUAGAUUUUUGUAUGAUUUGCCUACAAUUUUGUGUGAUUGUAGUCAAUUACAUUGAAAAAUAUUCAAAUAGUCAAUUAAAAUAGUUAAAAAUAGUUAUUGGUUAAAAAUAUUUGCUUUUACACGAGGUAGUUAGAACUUAGAAGUGCCAAUAUAUGAAUGGAAAGUCGAUUCUCUAUCCCCCAAUUUCUCCCAACGCUGAUCUUCAUUGAUCAAAUUAGCGAACCGGACAUUUAACCGUCAAUAAUUUUCAAAAGGGUGAUUCGUCGACAACAUGGCGUAAUUUAAUUUUUAUAUUAAAAAGAUCAUUUGAAUUUUUCAUAUGCUAAGUUCUAAUAUCAAGUCUCAAGUUUCGUGACGUCACCUGUACAUUACGGCACAAUAUUUAUCAACUACCCCCGACGCGUCCCGUCAUAAUGUAAACCGUGUGCCAUCCGCUACGUCUACUCUCAGGAAAUACAAUAAUUACUUAGUUAACCAUAGACUAACCAAGCAAUAUUACUUAAUGGUAUACCGUCAAUCGGGUUAACUUUGCUUGUCUCUGCAACUUUGACAGUCAACAGAAAAAGGUUUUUUUUUCUAGAUCACCGAUAAAUACUUCUAUCCUGUUUUAAGAUCAUUCCGAAAAAUUAACACCAUUAAAUAAAGCUUCAACACCACAAUGUUUAAAGGUUCCGGCCAGAAAGCCGGCUGGAAAGGGAGGGUCAAGGUCUACUCCUAGCACAAGCUUUAGGCCCGGUUUCCACUGAAGCGAAGCGGAGAGGAGAUGUGUUCAGUCGACCAGUCAGACUUAAUAGCUGACCUGAAAAAAUUAUCGCGUCAUCUUUUAAAAAUCUGAUUGGUCGACUGAAUACUUCUUUGGUGGAAACUUGUUCUUGGUUGGUUAAUUGAAGCAUUUAUAUUAGUUUGUAAACCUAUUAGCUAAGAUUAAAAAAAAACAUUUUUUUGUUUGACUGUCAAAGUUACAUGGAAAAGCAAAGUCACCCCGAUUUAGUGUAAUUAAUAUAUUGAAUUUAAGUUAGCUCAAUGUCGAUGUAAUGUCAUACCGUUCCAUUGGAUUAGGUAAUGGUAGUGUAAAAUUAUUGUAUAAGAAAUUCUUGUGAUAUACGUCCAGUGAUGCGCGCUCUAGUGAGGCGAUCAUUUUUAAUUGUGUACUCAUUGCCUCGUCCCAAAUAUUAAAAAAAUUAGCAUCGAUGCAGGUUCCACAGACAAUGUGAUGUUUUUUUUUUUUUUUAAUUUUACAAUAUCAUUGAAAUUUGAAGAAUCGCUCAUGGAAUGAAUAUCACUUUUUUACAUAGGUACUUGAAAUAUCUCAGACUCAACUAUUGAAAAAAUUUGUUUUUAAUUGAAUGUCAAUUUAAAACGUGAUUAAAAUUUAGAUAGAUUGUAAAUUUAGUCCUUUAGAAUAUUUGCAUUAUAAAAACAUGUUAAAGAAAAUAAGAAACUAAAUAACUAAAUGAAAUAGAACAAAAUUGUCUUGUAAUUGUGAUCGAUUUUUUUAUUGAUCUUACUUUAGGUUCUAUAUUCAAAAUUAGUGCAGAUUAUUACCAUGAAUAGAUACGAUUUUUUGUUUUUGCUAGAGGCAUGGGUUGAGAGUUGUUUGUAUUGUAGUUUUUGUACCGAUGGUGAACGCUGGCAUAAAACAAUAUCGGUCUCAUGAAUAAACUUAUUUACAGCUUCGCAUUAACGCUCCUUACUCUGAAGUCUAAGAUUAAUAAAGCCUUAAUACAUUUUGGACUUAAGACUAAAAUAUGUAGGAAGUAUUUGUUAGUGCAAAGAUGUAAUGUUUUGUUUAUAAGACCGAAUUAGAGUAAGGCAAUAAUUAGGCUAAGAGCACUUAACCCUUUAACUGUAAUACGCAUAACUUAGACCAAAUUAUUACUUUAUGUGCUUUAUUGUAGUUUUAAUUAAAAUCUAAGCCAAAUAUUGAUUUAUGUCGUUAAUUUAGGAUUAGGUUAAACCGCCGUUUCCGAAAAAGUAUUAUUGGUUAGAUGCAGAGGAAUGCGGAGUAUUUAUUUAAUGAAUAUAAUUUUAUUAUUUUGUUUGUGUAGAUCAAACCAAAAAGAGGAACAAAAUUGCCUUUAGCCCUUAAUGAGUGAGGGAGAUAAAUAAACGAAAUACUAAGCGCAAUAAAGUGCUGUGGUGUUAUCUUGCUUACGCUACAUCCAAAUAUCUUUCUAUCUGUCUUUCUCAACUUAGUAAAUUCUGAUGCUUAUAUCGCCUUUACAAAGUAAUUUCCUUAUUUUUUGGUUUGAUCUAUGUUUAUUUUACCAUUACCAACAUAUUAUUAUAGUCCGUGCCGGCCAUUAUGAUGAAUGAGAAAGAACUUUUAUAUAAUAAUAAAUAAAUAAAUAAAUAAUAAUCGCCGAUGUAACGUCAUAAGCAUAAUAUGAACAUUUUAGAUUCUAAUAGUAAAUUAAGAGAGAUGUAAUUUUUUCUAGAAGAUUUUUUCGUAACGCAAUCGUAGUAUACUUUUGUAUUUUUUCAUGUGGAAAUUAUUAGCAAAGCAAUAUUAUAUUUGAUACAAUUUAUUAUUGUAUUGUUCUAUACCGCCAGAUGUAGUAAAUUAUAUAUGUAAAUCAGAAUAUAUAGAUUUGUUUACGUACACCCGA